This is a messenger RNA of Hypomesus transpacificus, 3032 nucleotides long. It is a transcript of the gene cldn7a, whose product is annotated as claudin 7a. Lineage: Eukaryota; Metazoa; Chordata; Actinopteri; Osmeriformes; Osmeridae. The record is from RefSeq and is a predicted model, not a curated record. Gene Ontology annotation, biological process: bicellular tight junction assembly; cell adhesion. The transcript has 4 exons. Gene Ontology annotation, cellular component: bicellular tight junction; plasma membrane. The coding region runs from base 8 to 922 and encodes 304 amino acids. Gene Ontology annotation, molecular function: structural molecule activity.
CUCAUAUAUGCCUCUCACUAGUAGUAACAUCUCUAUUCGCACACGCAGAUACCAAGUCCUCCACGCUCCUCGACAACCUUCCUAUACCUUGACUGCGCGAUAUUUUGCUGCAUUAGUAAGGGUACUUGACAAUUUAUCUGAAGGAUAUAGACUUCAGACAAUAAAAGCUCAACUGCCUCUUUUGGACUCACCACGCAAGGGAUUUCAUAAUUGUUUAAAUAGCAAACCAAGGAACUUCUUUAGCAAAACCAUCUAUAGUUGUCGAGUCGAGGUUUGUGUUUUCGAGAUGGCAAGCACUGGGAUUCAGCUGUUAGGAUUUGCCCUAUCUCUCAUCGGUGUCAUCGGGCUCAUUGUGGGAACCAUGCUUCCUCAGUGGAAGAUGUCUGCGUAUAUCGGAGACAACAUCAUCACGGCGGUAGCUUUGUAUCAGGGACUAUGGAUGUCGUGUGCUUCUCACAGCACCGGACAACUUCAAUGUAAAGUCUACGACUCGAUUCUGCAGCUUGAUAGUGCCCUCCAGGCCACCCGCGCCCUCAUGAUCGUGGGCAUCAUCGUCUCCGUGGCCGGCCUGGGCGUGGCGUGCAUGGGCAUGAAGUGCACCACCUGUGGAGCGGGCGACAAAGUCCGCAAGUCUCGCGUCGCCAUGACUGGUGGCAUCAUACUGCUGGUGGGAGCUCUGUGUGCCAUCGUAGCCUGCUCCUGGUUCGCCCACAACGUCAUCCGCGCCUUCUACAACCCCUACACGCCUGUCAACACCAAGUUCGAGUUUGGAGCGGCCAUCUUUAUCGCCUGGGGGGGCUCCCUUCUGGAUGUGCUCGGGGGGGCCAUGCUGGCCUCUUCCUGUCCCAGGAGAAAGCAGGUGUCCAAGUACCCACCCAUGAGCGCCGCCCGUGCCCCCAGCAGCACUAAGGAGUAUGUGUGAGCUCCCCCUGCUGCCUCGGCCCAGAACUGACCGGAACAAAUGCAAAGUCAAGAUGACAGAUUUCCCCCCCCCCUAUUGGUAGGCCACGGAGCGGUGUGUGCCUUGUUACACUUUGCAUUGAGGACAGUUGGGGAUAUGCGUCAUUGGAAAGAGUUAGUGGAUGUGAUUAUUGCAAUAACAGAUAGCCCCUCGACACUUUCAGCGACCACCACGGCUCUCACCCUUAUUUCAAAUGGUGUCUCUCGUCCCCUCCAAACAUUCCACAAUUGUUUACCAGUGGACCUCACGAACACAUUAUAAUUGGAUCCCCCUCGUAUUAAUGGACAGGUUCUUAGGGCGGACGUCGGCUUGUAUCGGAGCCAAGAUGGCGUGUCUAGGCCAACAGUCGCAGCCCCCCGUGAGAAAACAGCAGCGAUUAGCUUUCCCCAGUGUAAUUGAGAGUAAUCAAUUAAACUGUGGUGUUUGCAGGGGCACCUCCUACUCAACAAGCUCAGGGGUUACAGUGAUAUCCACGAAGAGGAAACUGUUCACUCAUGUGUUGACGUUUUACACAGUAUUUACCAGACGUAGCCUUACCAAUAGCGCUUAGCGGAAACUAGGUGUGACUUCACACCGUGGAGAUACAGUGAUAUUGUAUUCCGACACGGUGCCUCAUGCUAGCUCUGACUUUACAGGAUAAGGUGAAUCGCACCAGCUACUUACCACAGAUUACACACAAACACACACACACACAGUACCCCCACACACAUACACAGUAUACUCACACACAGUACACCCACACACAGAGAUUUCAUAGUGGGCUGUUACAAGCCCUGUCCUAAUAUGAAAUACUUCUCAACACAGUCACCCUCGCACUGCAGGUGUCUUUAAUGUCACAUGGAGUGGGUGUUGUAUUACUGUAACUCUCAACACAAGUUCCUGGUCUUUUAUAUUGUGUUUCCUUGGAUUCGAUGUUGAGAAUGUAGGAAAAUGUUUGUCUAAUGUAAAAUGUAGCUCUCCAACAGCAUAGCUCAAUAAUAGUGUAGCCGAGACUAGCUCUGUGGCUUCGGUUUUCGAAAAAAGUGAAUAUUAUGUGUGAGAUGUACAAGGUGAAAGUUCAACUGACUGUUUUUGCCUGAAUGAGAUUCUUAAAGGAACUGAGUGUUGGAAAAACUGUUGUUGAAUGAAGAUAUUUCUGAAAAACUUUCUUUUUUUUAAGAACCGUGCAUCCUACAUGUUUUUGUCUUUUACCAUUUUUAUGACCAACCAAUUGACAUGUAUCAUGAAGGAUAGGUAUACUUUUAUUGUUGUUAUUCUCUCUCCGUAUAAUUGUUGAUAUACUGUUUAAGUAUACCCUAAAGCAACAUUUCUGGAAUAUAAAAACACAUUGCGAUAUCAAACGUGUGGAAUUAUAAUUACACUUACACCAUAAAUGAGGCAGGCAGGGACUCAAACACAGCUCUGAAAAUACCACAGGCAUUGUUUUUAUUUCUAACAAAGCAUGAUGCAAGAAAGCCACCAUCAUCAUGCAAAUAUUCACAAUUUACAAACCAACCACUCCAUCAAACAGUGCAGCGCAAUCGGGCAAGCAGUCCUGAAGUCUGACCUAUGAACUGCAUAGUUCAUAGGUCAUAGUUCUUGGUAACAAACUAAAUUGUUAUUAACCUUCAGAACCCUUUUUUACAUCCAAUCACAUCCCUGCAGGAGACUGAGGGUGGGGCUUAACAGUUGAUAUGUGCAGGGUCCCUAGUGACCAACAUAAACAGGAUAAAACAAUGGAGUCACUGAUAAGGACCCUUUAAAGACACUGAUUUGGUGAACUUAGUCCAAAUAUUCAGAGAGUAGCCCUUGAAACUGGAAACUGGUUUCUAAUUAUUUUGAUGCUUCAAUAGACUCCAUGCAUAGAAAUAUGGUAAGUUUGAACACAUAGUGUACAAAAGUAACAAAGUGCAAAUUGUUACACCAUAACUCAACAAGAACACAACAUAUUCCAAGAUAUGUUUAAAAUAACGGCCUUUUGUCAUCUUUUUUUCUUUUCUUUUUUUUUACAGAGUAAUAAACCAAACUUACUAAGAAUACUAAAGUAUUUCUUUUACAACAAUAAAUUAAUCAUUAUAUAUCUUGAAGAAAA